This is a messenger RNA of Schistocerca piceifrons (Central American locust), 1938 nucleotides long. RefSeq names its product sodium-coupled monocarboxylate transporter 1-like. Gene Ontology annotation, molecular function: symporter activity. Gene Ontology annotation, cellular component: membrane. The record is from RefSeq and is a predicted model, not a curated record. Bases 67 to 1938 code for a protein of 623 amino acids. Gene Ontology annotation, biological process: sodium ion transport; transmembrane transport. The transcript is spliced from 15 exons. NCBI's taxonomy places the organism in Eukaryota, Metazoa, Arthropoda, Insecta, Orthoptera, Acrididae.
UGUGGCUCCACAAACGUUCCCAACAUGUGGAGGUGCCCAACUUACUGAACGCGCCAGCCGGAAACUAUGGAAGUGAUUUCGGAACCCACAGCGGCGGCCGGCCGCCUCUUGUUUGGUAUCGCCGACUACGUCGUCUUCAGCGCCAUGCUGCUCGGCUGCGUGGCCAUCGGCGUCUACUUUGGAUUCUUCAAGGUCGCCGUCAACGCCGAGCAGUACCUGCUAGGCGGACGUCGCAUGGCUAUGUUUCCCGUAGCUGUUUCUCUGGUAGCCAGCUCUAUCUCGGGCAUCACGCUUCUCGGCACGCCUACGGAACUCUAUCUUCGAGGCACGCAGUACGUCUUCAUAAACGUGUCGUUCUUCACGGCGUCUCUCUUCAUAGGCUUCACAUACCUUCCUGUGUUCCACGGCCUUCGAAUGACCUCCAACUACGAGUACCUGGAGAUGAGGUUUGGGAAGAGUGCCCGGCUGCUAGGCUCGUCCCUGUUUAUAGUUGGCAUUAUAUCGUGGAUUCCAAUUGUUAUGUACGUGCCUGCUCUCGCCUUUAAUCAAGUGACUGGCAUCAACGUGCACAUUGUGACUCCGAUUGUCUGCGCCGUGUGCAUAUUCUACACCUGCGUGGGCGGCCUUAAGGCGGUCGUGUGGACGGACGUCAUCCAGAGCGUACUAAUGUUCAUGGCAGUCAUUCUGGUGAUCGUCAAGGGCACAAUCGACGUCGGAGGACUGGCCACGGUCUGGCAGCGGAACGUGGACAGCGGCAGGAUAGAGCUACCUGACCUCGGGUUCGAACUCACGGCCCGCCACAGCUGGUUCGGCUUCCUCGUGGGCAAUUUCUUCGGCUGGUUGCCGAUCGGCGUCUCCCAGAUGACGCUGCAGAGGUUCGCCUCAGUCGAGAGCCUCCCCAAGGCGCGAAUGACAAUGUGGGUGUUCAUUACUGGUGCAAUGUUCCUCAUUAUGAUGAGCUGCUAUAUUGGUUUGCUCACUUAUGCAGUGUUCCAUGACUGUGAUCCUCUCAUUACUAAGCAAGCGAGCGCCAAGGAUCAACUGGUCCCGCUGUUGGUGAUGCAAGCCCUAGAGGACUUACCUGGUCUGCCGGGAAUCUUUGUUGCGGGUAUCUUCAGCGCCGCCCUCAGCUCCAUGUCGACCGCGCUCAACUCUGUCUCUGCUGUGGUGCUCGAGGACUUCUUCAAGACGUUCUACGGGCAGGACGCGCUCUCCGAGCGCCAGACCGACAUCCUGCUCAAGAGCGUCGUGGUGAUCUUCGGCAUCCUCUGUACGUCGCUCGUCUUUGUGGUCGAGAAGCUCGGCACAGUGCUGCAGCUGUCUAUGUCUCUGGAUGCAAUUAGCAACGGUCCAGUCCUGGGUGUCUUCACCGCCGGUAUGUUUCUGCCAUGGGUCAACACCUGGGGUGCGAUCCUCGGAGGACUGGCAGGCUUGAUCUUCAUGGGCUGGGUGGUGCUUGGCUCACAGGCGGUCAUGGCCACCGGACUCAUCACCAUCCCCAGCAAGCCGGUGUCCAUCGCGGGCUGCAGCGCCGACCUCCUGCGCCACCUCAACACCACGGCCAUCACCGCAGCCGCCAACAGCACCAUCACGGCGGAUGCUGCAAGCUCUGUUCUGCCCAUCUACCGAGUGUCGUACCUGUGGUACACAAUGAUGGGCCUCGUGGUGACGCUGGUGGCUGCGAUGGUCAUCAGCCUGGUCACGGGGAAAAGGGACCUCGCCUCCGUGGACAGGAGUCUGGUGACGCCUCUGAUGCGGUGGGUGCUGCCCAAGGGCCGGAUGGCGUCCGCCACCAGGGUGGACCGCGUCCGUAGCAGCAUCUCCACGUACGAAGGCUACAAGGUGAGCCAGCACCAGUGGUGGGCCAGCAAGUGCGUCUCGGCUGUCAAGAUGCAAGUUAUAUUCACAAACGAUCAAAAGAAGAAGGAGGGAUCUUGA